This is a messenger RNA of Emys orbicularis (European pond turtle), 1047 nucleotides long. RefSeq names its product alpha-1-microglobulin/bikunin precursor (gene AMBP). The transcript has 10 exons. Lineage: Eukaryota; Metazoa; Chordata; Testudines; Emydidae. The coding region runs from base 1 to 1047 and encodes 348 amino acids. The record is from RefSeq and is a predicted model, not a curated record. Gene Ontology annotation, molecular function: serine-type endopeptidase inhibitor activity.
AUGAAGUUCCAGGAGUUCUUCUUCCUUCUCUUUCUUGCCAAUCUGCCCACAGCCAGAGGGAGCCCGACUGGGAGCCAAGCCCAGGAUAUCCAAGUGCAGGAGAAUUUCGACCCCGAACGGGUAUAUGGGAAAUGGUAUGACAUUGCCACUGGCACAACAUGCAAAUGGAUGAAGCAAUACAAGGAUAAAUUCAACAUGGGCACGCUGGUGCUGGGACCAGGGCUGACCAGUAAUCAGAUCAGCACCACUAGCACCAGACUCAGGCAAGGUGUCUGCACGCAGGUUUCUGGAGAGUACCAAAAAACCGACAUACCUGGAAAAUACACCUACUAUAACCCCAGCUGGGACGUGACCAUCGACUCCUAUGUGGUGCACACCAACUAUGAGGAAUACUCCAUCAUUCUAAUGCAGAAGAAAAGUAGCUUUGGACUGACCAUUACAGCCAAACUCUAUGGUAGGAGCCCGGAGCUGCGAGAAGGCCUUAUUGUGGAUUUCAGGCAGUUUGCUCAGGAGAUGGGGAUUCCUGAGGACUCCAUCUUCAUCAUGAUUAACAAAGGUGAAUGUGUUCCUAGCGAGACCCAACCUGAACCCAAGAGGGAUCGGAGAGCUGUCCUGCCCGAGCAAGAGGGCUCAGGUGCAGGUCCCCUGCCCCCACUCAGCAGCAAAAAGGAAGAUUUCUGCCGGCUGAAUAAAGAUGUGGGCCCCUGCAUGGGGAUGAACGUUCGGUUCUUCUACAACUCCUCUUCUAUGGCCUGCGAGACCUUCCACUAUGGUGGCUGUCUUGGGAACGGGAACAACUUCCCUUCGGAAAAGGAGUGUCUUCAGACCUGCAGAACUGAGGCGGCCUGCAGGUUACCCAUAGUUCCAGGGCCCUGUCAGCAACCAGUGAUGCUCUGGGCCUUUGAUGCAACCCAGGGCAAGUGCACUACCUUCAACUAUGGAGGCUGCCAGGGCAACGGGAACAAGUUCUACACGGAGAAGGAGUGCAAGGAAUACUGCGGGGUCCCGGCAGACGGAGAGGAGGAGUUUCUGGGUUUGUCCAACUGA